Molecule: messenger RNA, 2627 nt
Organism: Populus nigra (black poplar)
Lineage: Eukaryota; Viridiplantae; Streptophyta; Magnoliopsida; Malpighiales; Salicaceae
Product: putative receptor protein kinase ZmPK1
Exons: 2
Coding region: 198-2462 (754 amino acids)
Biological process (GO): recognition of pollen; protein phosphorylation
Molecular function (GO): protein serine/threonine kinase activity; ATP binding
Source: RefSeq, a predicted model, not a curated record
GAACAUCUUUUUUACGUUCAGUACUUUCAUCUUGCCCCUUCAAAGGCUUCUUCAGGUCUAUAGUCCUUCCAACCUGCCAAAAUUGAAAUACCUUUGAAUUGAUCUUCCUCUGAAUCUGCUUGCGUGAAUCGUCACCACACAUUUAUAAAGAUAUAUUCCAGUGUGCAGAGGAAGCUCUAUCAAUUUUCUCAAAACUCAUGGCUAUAUCAAUUAUCUUGCUCUUUCUGCCUUUGAUUUUCUUCUCUUCAUUUUCAUCUUCAACAAUUGACAGAUUAAGCGGAGCCUCAUCUUUAUCAGUGGAACAUGCAGACGAUGUUUUGACUUCGCCGAAUGGCGUUUUCUCGGCGGGGUUUUUCCCCGUCGGAGAUAAUGCUUACUGCUUUGCUAUAUGGUUUAGGGAGCCAUAUAGUGAAGGCAACCGCACCAUUGUUUGGAUGGCAAACCGUGACGAACCAGUUAACGGAAGAAAGUCCGAGCUUUCUCUACGUAAAUCGGGUAAUGUCAUCAUUACCGAUGCUGGCCGUCUCACUGUUUGGUCCACAGACACUGUUUCAGAAUCCUCUGUGUUUCUAUACCUCCAUGAAAAUGGUAAUCUUAUACUACAAAACUCGGAAGGUGGUGUGCUUUGGCAAAGCUUCGAUUCUCCGACAGAUACUCUACUUCCUCAGCAACUACUCACCAAGGAUAUGCAGCUUGUUUCAUCUAGAAGCCAAGGGAACUAUUCUUCAGGAUUCUAUAAGCUUUAUUUUGACAACGAUAACGUUCUCCGUCUUCUGUACGGAGGUCCUGAAAUCACCGUUUAUUGGCCGGAUCCGGAGCUUAUGAGCUGGGAAGCUAGCAGAGUCCAGAGAAUAUUGAAACUAGAUUUCGAUGGUAAUAUUCGGCUAUACAGUCAAAAAUACAGGAUGGACAAGUGGACUGUUUCAUGGCAAGCCAUGUCUCAACCUUGCAGGAUUCACGGGACUUGUGGACCUAACAGUAUUUGUAGCUAUGUUCCUCACUUUGGUAGGAAAUGUUCAUGCCUUCCAGGAUUCAAGAUCAGGGAUCGUACGGACUGGUCAAUGGGUUGUGUACAAGAAUUCAAUCUCACUUGUACCAGAAACGAGACAGGUUUCCUUAAGCUGUCUAAUGUUGAGUUUUUUGGCUACGACUAUGGCUUCUUCGCCAAUUACACCUUCGGAAUGUGUGAAGACUUGUGCUUGCAGAUAUGUGACUGCAAAGGAUUCCAGUUCAAGUUCAUCAAGCACGCCCAUCCCAGUAACAUUCCUUAUUGUUACCCAAAGACACAGUUGUUGAAUGGGCAUCAUUCACCAAAUUUCGAAGGAGACAUCUAUCUGAAGGUGCAAAAAACCUUGCCUAUUCAAGAAAUUGGGUUAGAUUGCUCCAGCACAGUUGUCAAGCAGCUGAACAGAACAUACACAAAACACCAAGAAAAUGCAUCACUAAAGUUUGUUGUUCGGUUUGCGAUGGUAGUUGGAUCGGUUGAGCUCGGUGUCAUUUUCAUAGUGUGGUGUUUUUUUAUAAGAACUCACCGGAACUCAAGCGCAGGUACGCAAAAUUACCACAGAUUUACCACUGGCUUCAGAAAAUUCACCCUUUCAGAGCUAAAAAAGGCGACUCAAGGAUUUAGCAAAGAGAUUGGAAGAGGUGCUGGAGGAGUUGUUUACAGGGGGAUGUUAUCUGAUCAUAGAAUAGCAGCCGUUAAGCGACUGAAUGAUGCUUACCAAGGAGAAGCAGAGUUCCAGGCAGAAGUUGGCACAAUUGGGAAACUUAAUCACAUGAACUUGACAGAGAUGUGGGGAUAUUGUGCAGAAGGAAAGCACAGGCUUUUGGUAUACAAGUACAUGGAGCAUGGAUCCUUGGCAGAACAACUCUCUUCCAAUUCACUUGGUUGGGAAACGAGGUUUGACAUCGCAGUAGGGACUGCUAAAGGCCUUGCUUAUUUACAUGAAGAAUGCCUAGAGUGGGUUUUACAUUGUGAUGUAAAGCCUCAGAACAUACUUCUCGACAGCAACUACCAGCCAAAGGUGUCAGAUUUUGGAUUAUCUUGGCCACUAAAAAGAGGUAGCCAAGUUAACAAAGGCUUCUCAAAGAUAAGAGGAACUAGAGGUUACAUGGCUCCGGAGUGGGUUUACAAUCUGCCCAUCACCUCCAAAGUGGAUGUUUAUAGCUAUGGCAUGGUAUUGCUGGAGAUGAUCAGUGGAAAGUGUCCAGCAGAGGAGAUAGAGAACAGGAGGCUGGUUACAUGGGUGAGAGAAAAGAUGAAGCAAGCUACUGAAAUGAGCUCUUGGAUAGAAAUGAUCAUAGACCCCAAAUUGGAAGGAAAAUAUGACAAGGGUAGGAUGGAAAUCCUGUUUGAGGUGGCUCUAAAAUGUGUGGCUGAAGACAGAGAUGCGAGACCAACAAUGAGCCAAGUAGUUGAAAUGCUUUUGCACCAGGAAAAUGAUUCUGAACUUGUCUAAUCCGCUGUAAGCAUAUAAUAGUCUUAAUUCGUGUGUCCUCUAAGCAUGUAUGUCUGUGUUUCUGUGUGUGUUAGUACGAGGUAGUGAUCUAUGUAUUUUCUUCCAGUCAGAAUAGUAGUUUAUGCUUUCCACAAGAAUAAUAGUAUAUGCUGUCGUCGUGCACUA